Messenger RNA from Filobasidium floriforme, 615 nucleotides. RefSeq names its product YKOF-like protein. Bases 1 to 615 code for a protein of 204 amino acids. Gene Ontology annotation, molecular function: thiamine binding. The transcript has a single exon. The record is from RefSeq and is a predicted model, not a curated record. NCBI's taxonomy places the organism in Eukaryota, Fungi, Basidiomycota, Tremellomycetes, Filobasidiales, Filobasidiaceae.
AUGUUCUCCGGCGCCCAAGUUUCCCUCUAUCCGAUGACUUCCAACUUUGUUCCGGUCAUCCUCGAUGCCGUCAAAGCGCUGGACCCGCACCGAGAGCAACUGCGUAUCGAGACGGACGACCUCUCGACCUUGCUCGUCGGUCCUCCCGAGAUCCUGUUCAAGGCGAUGCACGAUCUAUUCGUCACCGCCGCUCGUUCGGGGGAACACGUCGUAUUGCACGUUACCGUCUCACGAGGAUGCCCCGGAGAACCCGACGCCGAGAUCUGUCGACCGUCCGUCGUACUCGGGGAACGUAAACCCACCUCGGAACGCAUCUCCUCUGCUCAGGCCGUCAUCGAUAGCACGGCAGAAUCGAAUCAGCAUGUCUCGGCUCAAUUCAGUUACUACCCCCUCGGCGAGAACAAGGAGUACAUGACCGAGAUCUACGCUGCUAUCGAUUUCAUCAAGAACUCUGGCGUGUUCAGCAAGAGCAAGAACUUUUGCACCAAGCUCGAGGGAGACGCUGCCAAGGUCUUUGGAACGCUCGGACAGGUGUUCUUGAACUUUGCACCGGAGCAGGCGCACGUCACGCUAGACAUCACCGUCUCGGCCAACAGCCCCUCCACCAAAAAGUGA